AGAACUGCUACAGUGGGAAAGUACGUGAAGGCAGAGUACACGCAGGCUGGCUAAUCAUGGUGUUGUAGCUGCGAAGCUACUUCAGUCGAAUAAGAUAGAAGCCCAUUUGUUGUCUUCGGUGCUAUAGUUUGCUAACAUCGAUGUUAGCAACUAGCUUGUUCGUGUAAAUGCUUUUCACGAGAAUGGACCUGUUGAACUCUCAGUUCCUGGACAAGAUGAACAAUAACAUUGGGAGACUGCACUACGAAGAUGAGUCCAGGAUGCCCUCCCUGUCCACUGCCAUGUCCAACAUAACUGGGCCUCCUCCACACUGCCCGAGCAAACGAAAGUACGGCGAAGAACAAAUGGAAGACCGAAUCAACUGUGAUGAUGACCACAUGACCAAAAUGAGCAGACUGUUUGCCACUCAGUUGGCCCGCCCCUCCGCUGGAGACAACCGUAAUGAGCACUGGAGCCUCAGCCACAGUCCUGUGGAGCACGUUACCUCCUCCUCUAACGGUCUCCAUGGGAACCACCUGUAUGCUUCCAUUUCUGGCUAUGCUGUAGACCAGCCUCUGGCUCUGACCAAAAGCAGCCAGGAAACUGGAGUCGGGGGAGUAGAGAGGUCUGUCAUAAGUGGGACUGUGGAGCGACAACAGAACCGUCCCUCGGUUAUUACCUGUGCCCCUGCAAGCAAUCGCAAUUGUAAUCUUACACACUGCCACAUGAAUGGCUGCACUCCCAGUCCACCUACUGAUCAGAGAAAGACCAACGAUAAUGCAGUCUGCGAUCCUGUGAUCGAGGAGCACUUCCGCCGCAGCCUCGGCAAGAACUACAAAGAAGCAGAGCCGGUGUCUAACUCGGUGUCCAUCACAGGUUCGGUGGACGACCACUUUGCCAAGGCGCUGGGGGAUGCUUGGCUCCAAAUCAAGGCCAGGGGUGGAGGUCCUCAAACUCCAGAGGCUGAUUCAUGAAUCAGAGGGGGGAGUAAACAUUACAAUCACUUCUAAGUGUGUGCAUAUGAGAGUGGAGAUAGCCCGCUGUCAUUUCUUGCCAAGAAUCAACUUCCCUUAGCCAAGAACAGUGUAAGACAUAUGGUGCUCACAGAGGCUGUUCACUUGUGGACCUCGAGGUCAAUCUUCUAUUGGAACAUUCAGCUCAGAUUUGUAAUCUGAAAUUGGCAAGGCUCUCCGUCAUAGAGGAGAAACUAAACAUUGCAUAGUUGGGUUGACAGUGUUAGUUCUGAAAACAGUGUACAAUCAUAGAUUUUAUUUUGGAAUGAUGAGAUUCACAACGUGGUCAAUAAUUUUUCUGGAGCCCGCGCUCACUUGCCUUUCACCUGUCGCGAUAGCCAAAGAAACUUCCUGCCUUUUUCAUCAACAUAUAAGCCAUAGAUCUGGUCUCUAUCGUCACUCUAAAGUCACACUGCUUUUUUUUUACUCUCUACUACUUGAAAAGGACAGCCAGGUCUCAUUUGCACUAUUACGUUUCUGACCGUUUAGGUAGCAGGUUACCCGUUUCAGUUGGAACUAAUGUGUUCAAGAAUGCAUUUCGUGUUCUGAGAUUGUGAUAAUGCAAGUAAGGCUCUGGUCCCCCCUCCUUCCCCCCCAGCUUUCUGAAGACGCUCGAUUAGUCGGUCUUCUUUAUCAUGGUGAACUGGACGUAUCCACUGUUGAAUAAAUAUUUGUAGUUUCCUGUCUAUACCUUCACUGUGGCUGAUUACUUAGUGAACUAAUAUCAAUCAUAGUAGAUAUCUCUAACUAGAAAGCAUGUUUCAAAUAGCUGGUUUCUAUUACAAACCUUAUUCUAUACUAUAUAUUUACUCAGAAUUUAUUUUUUAUCUGUAACAUUUUAGAAAUACUCACUGCUGGGACAGUUGUACUCAAUAUAUUUUUUGUAUCCGGUUUUCAUUACUUUACGUAGGUGUAUAUCUAAGCAUCCAUCUACAAAUAGCGGCCUCUGGCAAGGCUGCGUGAAUGCGGUUUGAAAGGCCGCGUCACGUUUGUUAUUCUGUGGACGCUAUAGCUUUACACGUGACUGAAUACAGCUAAAAUCUGAUCUUCUGUAGCGCAGUUUAUUUGCAGUGGCUUUAUUUAUUCUCAACAUGUUGAUAGUGUCAUGUUGACUUUUGGCAAAACGUAGUGACAACAGAAGUCUCACUUUGACGCGUUUCUCUCCAAUUAGAACAACGGCGGAUUUCUCCUUUGCCUCAGUGACAAAGCGGUUGAUUUCCCUUUUUAAAAAAUAAAUUAAAACAUUUUUUGAACGGACAUGCGAUGUGGGUGUCCUUAAUUUACGAGUAGGCAUCAACAUUCCUCCACUGCUGCCUGACACUUAACAGUCACUUCAGUUGGGUUUAGCAAGUACUGUUACAAGUAUGUUUGCCUUUAUAUAAAAAACAAAAAAAAAUCAUGGUGGUGUUACGGUGUGAGCUGCAAAAAUCUUCUUAAUAAUGGAGAAUAGGUGUAACUGAGUAACAAAAGUUUUUUUUAUGCAGUUGAGUUUAAGUUAAAUUUUCCCUCUUCUGAAAUGAUCUUAUAGUCCCAUAACCUAUUUGUCGACACUGAUUAAGAUAUGGUAUUGUAAAGUCAAAUUUGUUUGUCAAUUAACUGUCUGUGAAAACAUUUACAUUUGUAUUAAUAUUUUGCCUUUUUUUUUUUUUUCUUCCUCCAGUUGUUACAUACACUAUCCUGUCUUUAUAUUUUAUUUUACUCAUAAGACUAUCAUUGCGCCGUGCGGAAUGAUCAUAGAUGUUUUGUUUCUAUUCAGAGUAGCGUACUCAUCUGUAGCAUGGGUGUUUAUUAUCUUCUAACCAUGCGUUCUGUCUUUAAAAAAAAAUAAAUAAAAAAGUUGAUUAUUUUUUUCCCACAGUUGUCAGAUGAUUAAUAAGUGCAGGAACACAACAGUCUUUUGAUCAAAGACUCUCUUGGUGCAGUGUCAGGAAGACUUCUGUUUGUUUAACUUUCUGUGUGUACCAUCAUAGAAAUUGGUGAUUAUCUCGGGUUCUGCUUGUUUGACACAAGUGGAGUUUUCAGUAAUAUGUUUGGGGUUUUAGUCCAUUGUUAUUUAAUUGCUAUAGACUACCUGUAUCUCAAAGACUGUUUGCAGAAAGUGCUUGUUCCAGGUGUCAUCUUCAUAUAAAAAAAAAAAACAAAAAAGGAAAAAUUUGUUCACCUUUGUCCUUAUUUCUCUGGAAGAAAAUACCACUUUUUUGUACUUACAUUUCUUCCAAAUAAACAUAAUGCCUACCUUUGCAUA
Molecule: messenger RNA, 3237 nt
Organism: Stegastes partitus (bicolor damselfish)
Lineage: Eukaryota; Metazoa; Chordata; Actinopteri; Pomacentridae
Product: transcription cofactor vestigial-like protein 4
Exons: 6
Coding region: 168-953 (261 amino acids)
Biological process (GO): negative regulation of DNA-templated transcription
Molecular function (GO): transcription coactivator binding
Source: RefSeq, a predicted model, not a curated record